This is a messenger RNA of Culex quinquefasciatus (southern house mosquito), 558 nucleotides long. RefSeq names its product sex-regulated protein janus-A. NCBI's taxonomy places the organism in Eukaryota, Metazoa, Arthropoda, Insecta, Diptera, Culicidae. Bases 81 to 530 code for a protein of 149 amino acids. Gene Ontology annotation, biological process: peptidyl-histidine dephosphorylation. The transcript has 2 exons. Gene Ontology annotation, molecular function: protein histidine phosphatase activity. Gene Ontology annotation, cellular component: cytosol. The record is from RefSeq and is a predicted model, not a curated record.
ACCGAGAUUUUCGGCGAUUUUCAAUUUUGACAUUUCUUAACGUCAUCCGCAGCUGAUCACAGAAAACCGGCCUUUUUGUUAUGCUGCUCCAAUCGACGAUUCGUCAUAUUUUUAGAAAUUCUAGAUUAUUUCCGGUUGCCCGUCACAACUUAAGCAGCAUGGUCGACGCCAAACUGGAAGCGGUCCCGCUGGUCGAGAUCGACGAAGGAAUCUUCAAGUACAUCCUGAUCAAGGUUUACGGCAAGGAAAAAGCGGACGGUUCCGAGCCGAGCAAAAACAUCGUACGGGGAUUUGCGCGGGCCGAGUGGCAUAACGACAUCUACGAGGAGGUGAGCUCUUCGUUGGCCGGGCUCGGGCUGGAAACGGAGUGCCUCGGCGGGGGCCGGAUUGAGCAUCGUCCGGAGCAGAAGCUUAUCAAAGUUUACGGAUACUCGCAGGGUUACGGCAAGGCCGACCACCAGGAAGCGAGACGCAUCCUGCUGACCAAGUAUGCCGAUUGUCAGAUUGAGACCUCGGAUGAGGGCUAUUGAAGUUAAAUAAAAUGGUUUUUGAGUAAAA